AUGAUCGAUCAAAACUGCUACGGAUUGGUGAAAGUGGAAAGGGAUGUGGACCAGCUGGAACGACCUGUGGAUCCUUCGAUCGAGAUCGACAAAUGGUUCCCGCAUUGGUACCGUGAGAUGAAUCGAGAUUGGAUCACCGAUCGUGACGAGCAGGUUCAAUGGCCUAUAAAUUCAAGGAACGAUAUGCAUGAGGGCCCACCCCACAUUGGGUGA
Molecule: messenger RNA, 213 nt
Organism: Penicillium pulvis
Lineage: Eukaryota; Fungi; Ascomycota; Eurotiomycetes; Eurotiales; Aspergillaceae
Exons: 1
Coding region: 1-213 (70 amino acids)
Source: RefSeq, a predicted model, not a curated record